AAACCAAAAACGAAACUUAAUAACCAAGCACAAGUUCCUGAAAAAAACAUCCCCUUUUGGAUAUGACUAAUAGGAUAGGAGGAACUCCCCCUGACUCUUUUGUUCAGUAGUCCUUGCCUGCAUUUCAGACAUGUUCAAGAUGAAAGCACCAGUGAUUCUCCUGUGGCUCUCUCUUCUUCAUCUAGGUUUGUCAAUUCCGGUGGGGCGUCCGAGCAACUGGCUAAGACAAUGUCGAGCCUCCACAAACCUCUCCAUCACAGCCUUAGAGGUGCUACCGGGCGGCGGCUGGGAUAAUCUACGAAACAUCGAUAUGGGCCGGGUCAUGAACCUCAGCUACUUCCAGUGCCAGACUACCGAAGACGGGCUCUACCUCAUCCCAGAUGAGGUGUUUGUUAUACCUCACAAAAAGACGGGAGUGGAAACCAACUCAGAGAUAAUGAGCUCCUGGCAGGUGCAGCAAAGCUCGACAGCUCGCAGCAUUAAUGCUGAAGUGUCUUUUUUUUCUCUGCUAAAUGGAAAAUUCUCCUCUGAGAACCAAAGGAUGAAAAUCCAUCAGGUCCAAGACUCUUCAAAUGCAACCAGAGUGCAGGUGCGUAACCACAUCUAAACCAUUAAGGCCUAUCCGGACUUCAACUUUGAUUCCAGUUUUGCUCAGCAAGCCAAGGAGAUAGCGGAUGCUAUAGAAAAUAACCAAACCAGGAAUGCAGACUAUCUUUCAGAGAAGAUGGUUCUGGACUUCGGGACACAUGUCAUCACCAGUGUGGACGCCGGGGCUACUUUGAUGCAGGAGGACUACCUCCGCUCCUCAUACGUGUCGGACAGCGUGUCGGACAGUUACAGCGUCAAAGCCUUGGCUGGCCUGAACUUUUUCGAUAAGCUCAAGUUUGACAUUAGCAGCCAAAACACACAACAGAAAUCAUCGCUUCAGACGUAUCAGUCAAAUAUUCAAUAUUCUCUUACUCAAAGCCACGGCGGUGCACCUUUCUAUCCUGGCAUCACUCUGCAGAAGUGGCAGGAAAGUACCAAAAACAACCUGGUUGCUAUUGAUCGGCAAGGAUUAGCCCUUCACUACUUUAUCAGUGAAAACUCCUUGCCUGACCUGCCACAGCCGACAGUUGCCAAAGUUGCUAAAUCAGUUAGUAAAGCCAUCCAGCGCUAUUACAAGGUCAACACUCGCCCUGGCUGUAUCGACGUCAACUCCCAGAACUUCAACUUCCAAGCAAACAUAGAUGACGCUUCUUGCGAGGGCCCCGCUACAAACCUCAGUUUUGGUGGUGUCUACCAGGAGUGUAUUCCCAUCUCCCAAAACGCAGGGCCACUGUGUGAUGCCCUGGCUCAGAAAAACCCUGAUACGGGUGCCUUUUCCUGUAAGCCACCUUACUCGCACACUUUACUGAGAUCAGAAGUGAGACAGCAAGCCUAUACCGCGUAUGAAUGUUACGAUCAGCGGUACUCAUGUGGGAUCUUUCACAUGUUCCAUUGCCAUCGCCAAGUGUGCCAGGACAACACUUACGUACGCUCAGCUCACAUAAACACUUUUUGGUGUUCGGUCAAUGGCAAUGCUCCCGAGAACUCUGGGUAUCUGUUCGGAGGGGUUUAUAGCCCGUCCCAAGUGAACCCCAUCACCAAGGCAAAAAGUUGCCCAUUACAAUUCCUUCCACUAAAGUUUUUAUCAGAUGGCCAAGUAAUCUGCGUGAGUAAUGACUACGAACUUGGUUUCAAAUAUUCUGUACCAUUCGGCGGUUUUUUCAGCUGUCAGUCAGGGAACCCCAUGGGCGGGCAACAAAGUCGCUGCCCCCCCAAGUUCAGUCAACACCUUGCUGCAGUCAGCGAUGGCUGUGAAAUCCUCUACUGUGUCCAGUCGGGACGGUUCACCGGUGGGCAGCUGCUUCCAAUUAACCUCCCCCCUUUCACCAGAGCACCACUUGUUAACUUGCAAGCAACCAACACGGUCAUGGUGAUGACAGAGGGCGAAAAAAGUUGGGUUAAAGUCGGACAAACCAAGACGUGGAAACUGGCCAACCAGGAGGAUUUUCAAGAGGUUUACAAAAGCUUUAACUCGGACCAGAGUCAGAUGUCCACCGGGGAAAAGGCAGGGGUAGCAUUUGGAGUGAUGGGCAUGAUGGCGCUGGUGCUCGUGGGAGUGGUGUUCUUGGUGAAAAGACGUCGAAGAGGGCUGUCUGGGACGGCGGUGAGGCAAGGUUACGUGGAAAUACGUCAAGAGGAAGUUGAGCGCGAUGAAGGGGAGGGAGCGAUACUGGUUGAGGUUGAUUGAAAUAUUAAGUGACAGCUGUUGACAUUUCAUAUAUGGCCCUAGUGUGUGAAUGUGAUUGUC
Messenger RNA from Nerophis lumbriciformis (worm pipefish), 2335 nucleotides. RefSeq names its product macrophage-expressed gene 1 protein-like. NCBI's taxonomy places the organism in Eukaryota, Metazoa, Chordata, Actinopteri, Syngnathiformes, Syngnathidae. Gene Ontology annotation, biological process: defense response to bacterium. The record is from RefSeq and is a predicted model, not a curated record.